Molecule: messenger RNA, 1521 nt
Organism: Olea europaea var. sylvestris
Lineage: Eukaryota; Viridiplantae; Streptophyta; Magnoliopsida; Lamiales; Oleaceae
Product: E3 ubiquitin-protein ligase At3g02290-like
Exons: 5
Coding region: 599-1282 (227 amino acids)
Molecular function (GO): ubiquitin-protein transferase activity
Source: RefSeq, a predicted model, not a curated record
UCGCAUUCUCCGUAGUCGACUGAUCGGUACUCCAGUAUAAACACAUUAGUUACUACAUUUUUUAUUUAUAGAAAAAAAUAAGAUUCUGAAGCAUUUGACCUCGGAUUUCUUGGCUUCUGUCUCUCCAGAAUCAUCUAUCUCCAGUCGCAGCUUCCAGAAAAAUUCCGUCCGUUAUCAUUUCAGCUCCGUAAUAAUGUAUCACAAAGAGAGAAUAAUUUUGAUUUAUCUGAUGGUGAUGACCCUAUAUUUUUUUACUCAAUUCCUCUUUUUUUUUCUUAUAUAGUUUGUCUUCGUUCAUUGGUGACAAUUUCCAUUAUUUACUUAAGAAUGAGAUUUUCAAUUAUUCUGAUUGUUUGCGUUUCUUGUUUUUACUGGUGCAAGUAUAUUAUGGUGCCUAUCUUAGUGUCUGCAAAAUAAGAAAGGGCAUUUCGUUUCUCAAUUUCUUGGAAAGAAAGAAUGCUGCUUCACGAGGCUACUUUUACUUCCGCGAGCUUGGGGUCCUCAUUUAUUUUCAUUAGUUUCGACAAUUAUUGAGGAUACUCAAAAGAGGAAAUUGUUUGAGGCAUUGACGUAGGUUGAUGCUGUUGAUCAUUUGAUCAUGGGUGCUGUUUGUUGCUGUUUGAGGGAUGAAUGUGAAGAUUUUGCUCAUUCGAACAGCUCUAUCUGUGGGAACUUUAUAUGCAUUCGUUUCUUCGUUGAAAACUUCUUACAUGUGUAUACAUCAUUGUUUCAUAGAGAAGAACAACAGGAAAUAGCUUUGUCCACUCAGGGGACAACAUCUUUGAGUUCUGCAACGUUACCUGAUACUUCUCUAGUGGAUAUGUACCAUGCUCCUCCAAGACCUCUGCCUUAUGAUGCGGAUCCCAGAUAUUUUCACUUGCAGCAGGGUCGAUUGGUCUCUGGACGUGAGAAAGGCUCAGGUCAUUCGCACGAGGAAACUGAACCCCUUAGGAGAAGAGAAGUCAAUGAAGAGUCAGAAUCUUUGAGUGGCACGAACAAACUGAAAGAUUUCACAUGCGAAGAAGGAUCAAAAGAAUGCGAUUUGAAAUCAAAACCAAGACUCUCAAUAACUAAUACAACGGCAGAAUUUGCCCUUAUACACACUUCUUUAGAGGAUGAAGAUGUCUGCCCCACAUGUCUUGAAGAGUAUACUACGGAAAACCCAAAGAUAAUUACAAAAUGUUUUCAUCAUUUCCAUCUUGGCUGUAUAUAUGAGUGGAUGGAAAGAAGUGAUAACUGUCCAGUUUGUGGCAAGGAGAUGGCAUUCGAUGAGACGACGUGAUCUUUCUGAAAAGUUCUAGUCGUGUAUGAAACCAACAUCUAACUGAAAAGGAAAUAAAGAACAGGAAUCAAACAUGAAAAGUUAUACAUCACUCAAGCAUAUUAUUGUCCCAAAUAAUCAGUACAUUAUAAUUUCUUUCUACUACUUGCUGCGUCUGUAUAUUAAUUAUCACACAGAAUUUUGCUCACACUUCUCUUGAUGAAGUGCGAUCUUGUAUAUAUAUACUUUCCAUUCUUUCA